This is a messenger RNA of Coccomyxa subellipsoidea C-169, 333 nucleotides long. Its product is annotated as PHF5-like protein. Gene Ontology annotation, biological process: mRNA splicing, via spliceosome. Lineage: Eukaryota; Viridiplantae; Chlorophyta; Trebouxiophyceae; Coccomyxaceae. Bases 1 to 333 code for a protein of 110 amino acids. Gene Ontology annotation, cellular component: catalytic step 2 spliceosome; U12-type spliceosomal complex; precatalytic spliceosome. The record is from RefSeq and is a predicted model, not a curated record. The transcript has 6 exons.
AUGGCAAAGCACCAUCCCGAUUUGAUCAUGUGCAGAAAACAACCAGGCAUAGCGAUUGGACGCCUGUGUGAAAAAUGUGAUGGAAAGUGUGUGGUGUGCGACUCCUACGUGAGGCCAGCUACACUUGUGCGGAUCUGUGAUGAGUGCAAUUAUGGCUCGUAUGCUGGCCGAUGCGUCAUCUGCGGUGGUGUGGGAAUUUCAGACGCCUUCUACUGCAAGGAGUGCACAGUACAAGAAAAAGAUAGAGAUGGCUGUCCAAAGAUCAUCAACUUGGGCUCUGCACGAACUGACCUCUUCUAUGAAAGGAAACGCUACGGCUUCAAAAAGCGAUAG